Messenger RNA from Parascedosporium putredinis, 1044 nucleotides. The record is from the annotation of a GenBank genome assembly. Lineage: Eukaryota; Fungi; Ascomycota; Sordariomycetes; Microascales; Microascaceae.
AUGUCGCGCCCACUCAUUCGCACCUCGCGGCCUCUCUGCCGUCUCCUACCCGGCGCCACGCCACUACCCGUAUCGCGCAAUAACCUCCUUCAAGUAGCCGCGGCGGCAACCUCUUCUCCGCAGCAGCCGAGGUGCUACGCAAAGUCGGCUUCGUCCCCCAAGCCCAGGGGCCCUAAGCCGGUCGACCCCAUGUUCCUCAAGCCUGGAUCGCGGGAGGCGCGGCAGAGAGUCGCCUCGGCGAGGAUGCCCCCGGUGGAGGAUUUUGCCGCCUUGCAUCAGAAGCAGGGGCUCCAGGAGGGCGACCCCGAGCUUCACUGGGCCUGCGCCGCGGAGUUGAUCAAGGCGAUCAAGAAUAAUGACCUAGAAGGCCCGAAACUGUUAAAAAGGCUCGGAGUGACGCUGGAAGAAUUCUUCAACGCCGCCAUCUUCAUCAGCCUCACGCGCCCCACCAUCAAGGGAUGCGACGUCAACGAGAUCGUCGUGGAGAUGCUUAUGUACGCCUCGUCCCUCGGCCACGAGGCCUCCACCAUCAGCGCCAUGCACCUGUACCCGCUCAUCGCGCGCGUGCUACACCCGGCGUGCCGACCGCCCGCCGAGCUCGCCGCCCGCUUCGCCGCCAUCGUGGAGCGCGGGGACGACGCCAACGCGCUCACCGUGGCGGGCCGGAUGGCCAUAGAAGCCAAAAAGUACGACGAGGCGCGGGCCCUGUGCGAGCGCGCCCUGCAAGUAGGCGGCGGGCAGCAGCAGCAGCAGCCAACGCAACGGCAAACGUUUGAUUUCCACGCCAACUGCCUCGAGCACAAGGACGUGCGGGCGGGCUACUACCUGCUGUACCCUGGCCCGUUGGCGGAGGAGAUUUGGGAGGCGACCGAGUUCGCGCUCACGGUGGGCCACGAGAGGGCGUACCGGCACUUGAUGAGCAUGCAUAAUGAUCAGGCGGCGGAGGCCCUGGCCAAGGGGGACAAGGCCGCGUUUGCCGACUUUCAGUUCUUGGCGCAGGAGUGGCAGAGGUUGGAGAAGGCCAAGACGGUAGGGGAUGUUUAA